AUGGACGAACCUGUCGCAACUGUCAUACCCGAUACGGGAAUGUCAGAAUCCUUCAAUACCGCUCCACCAAUAUUUGAAGAAGAGGCCUUUUUAUCACCAGGAACGUUUUCCAGCGCAGACGAAUAUGCGGCCAACCCGCGAUUUCUCGAAUUACAAGAGGAGCUUCGCUGUGUGCUCUUCUCAUCCGUUGCCAGCCUUGAUCCUGGUGAAUACACCUCGCCAGUCCCUUCAGAACAGCCAGACGGGCCCACCAAAUCGCGACCAACACUAGAUUUUACAAGAGUUUCUAUUCCCAAAAUCCGACUCAUUUUCUACCUUAAAAAUUGGAUUACCGAAUGUGCACCUUAUCUCGACAAAUUUGAUGAGUCGCGCCAUUUUGGUGUGCACAUUCCGAUCCUUGCGCAGCGUUCGCCCGCUUUGUUUUACGCCAUUCUUGCAUUCUCUGCUCGCCAGACUGAGCGGAAAGCCUGUCUUGACAAGGCCUACAAUAGUCUGGAACUUUAUCAAGAGUCAAUCCGGUUGCUUGCACCUUUACUGCAAGCGAAAGACCCAAAUGUCUUGGUGACAGUAUGCAUUCUGGCCGUGAUGGAGCUGAUGUCCGUUAGUCCACGCGACUGGAGGAGGCACGUCGAAGGCUGUGCCGCUCUUUUCGACUCCUUCAAUGUGAAUGGGUUGUCAGGUGGCCACCUAUCUGCUACCUUCUGGACUUAUGCGCGCAUGGAACUGUGCGGUGCGAUAAUUUCAGGAGGCGCUGAGUCUACGGUGCUCCCCCUGGAAAAAUGGGUUCCCGCUGUACCCGAGACCGCAAGUCCCAGGGAGAGAGAACUCAUGAUUCGAGACAUGUUUUACCAAGACGGCUGCGCUUCCCCAGAUAUGCACGCAAACUGGGCAGUGUAUCUCUGCGCCAAAACAUGCGAUCUAUCCUGCCGUCAAACCAGACACGUGGAACUGGGCGAAAUGGUCGAAGACACACGCCCUUUCGCGGAACAGUGGGCCUGCCUCUGGGAGGAGCUGCAAUUCUGGCUUGAAAAACGACCCCCGGCCAUGCUUCCUAUUAAGACCACCGGUAUCGGCGGCGGUCAAAUAUUUCCAGAAAUCCUUUUCGCCCACUGGGCUGCUAUCUCGGGAAAUCAACUUUACCAUGCUGCUUGCAUCAUGAUGCUCGACAUGAAACCCCCGGGGAAAAUUCUGCCUCCAGCCAAGCCGCAUUACUCAUCUGUGUGGCACGCGCGCCGAGUUUGUGGGAUUUCAUUGACUAAUCCUCACUCGGGAAACCUUAUCAACGCUAUUCAACCGUUAUAUAUUGCGGGAAAACUUCUUAGUCACCACAGCGAGCACAUUGAAGUAGCGAAACUGUUUAAGAUUGUCGAAGAGACGACUGGCUGGGGCGCACUGUGGAGGUUGAAGGAUCUUGAACGAGCUUGGGGGUAUGAGCCGGGUGAAAUACUGUCAGCGAUUUGA
Molecule: messenger RNA, 1461 nt
Organism: Penicillium daleae
Lineage: Eukaryota; Fungi; Ascomycota; Eurotiomycetes; Eurotiales; Aspergillaceae
Product: putative C6 transcription factor
Exons: 1
Coding region: 1-1461 (486 amino acids)
Biological process (GO): positive regulation of transcription by RNA polymerase II
Cellular component (GO): nucleus
Molecular function (GO): transcription cis-regulatory region binding; DNA-binding transcription factor activity
Source: RefSeq, a predicted model, not a curated record